Messenger RNA from Batrachochytrium dendrobatidis JAM81, 777 nucleotides. RefSeq lists its product as uncharacterized. The coding region runs from base 1 to 777 and encodes 258 amino acids. The record is from RefSeq and is a predicted model, not a curated record. Gene Ontology annotation, biological process: DNA damage response; heterochromatin formation; leading strand elongation. The transcript has 4 exons. Gene Ontology annotation, molecular function: chromatin DNA binding; protein heterodimerization activity. Gene Ontology annotation, cellular component: epsilon DNA polymerase complex; CHRAC. Lineage: Eukaryota; Fungi; Chytridiomycota; Chytridiomycetes; Rhizophydiales.
AUGAUCUUGACUGAACCAGCCGCUGCUCCUAUCGAAAAAGACAGUAAUAGCCAUCAAUCAGUAAUCAAUGAUGAUGACUCUGUGGAUAGAUACAGCUCACCUGUUCCAGAACAUAAUGGUGUUGAUGACAACGAUGACGAAGCAGCAGGAGGAUCUGAGCGAUUCAAUACUCCUUCAGUGACUGCUGCUGCUCUUCUUGGAACUGCUGCAUCCUCUGCAGGCUUGUCUAUUGAGGAGUAUGAACUACCUCGUUCUAUUGUUCAGAGAGUGAUCAAAAGAUCUACUCCAGCAAACAUCAAAGUUCACAAGGAUGCCAAGUCUGCUUUGAAUCGCUGUUGCACUGUAUUCAUCAACUAUCUUACUGCAACUGCGAAUGAUGUGACAAAAAAGGCAGGUCGCAAGACUGUUGGUGUUACUGAUAUCUACAAGGCAUUGGAAGUCUUGGAACUACAAGAAGUUCUUUUUGAUCGAAUCCAGUCCAGUGUACAAGCGUUUCAAAAACAAGUCAAGGGUCGACGACUGGAAAGCAAAAAAAGACAGCAAAAUAAGAAGCAGUCUGAUGAUGCAGAAGCAGAUCCUGAAGAAGAGACCCAUACAGCAGAGAUGGAAGUGGACGAGGUUGAGGAUGCAAUUCCACAGAAGCGAAAGACAGAUCUGGCAGAAAAUGAUGGCAAGAAGCAAAAGCCAACAGUAGACAUGGAGGACGAUGCUGGACAGUCUUCGGCUGUAGAGGAUGAUGGGUCGGGAUUGCAUUCGUCAGAUCGGGAUGCAUCGUAA